Chrysemys picta bellii (western painted turtle) is the source of this 7266-nucleotide messenger RNA. The record is from RefSeq and is a predicted model, not a curated record. Lineage: Eukaryota; Metazoa; Chordata; Testudines; Emydidae.
CGUUGCUGUGUUGAAGAAGCUUCUCAUCCUAUUAAAUCAGUUCUUGUAAGAAGCCACUAUAUGAGAAGUUUUCAAAGGCAAAUGGUGGUGUAACUAUCUGAAUGUUUCAUGGUCUACUGUUGCCUAUACACAGGAGUGUUGAAGUGUUUAGUAACACACAGCACUUACAUAUUUGCUGAAUGUUAUCUGCUACGAAUUGUUGGUCCAGAUAUACCUGACAGCAAGUUGCACAGUGACAUAGGAGAGGUCUGCUACAAAUGUAGACACAAGUGGAAGCCCACCCCUUCAAUGGUCAACAUGCAUGUGUUUAUGCAGGACUAGGACUCAAUUGUGCUAGGUGCUGUGCAAACACAACAGAAAGAUAGUUCUUACCCCAAAGAGAUUACUGUCUAAGUCAGACAACAGAUGGAUAUGACAGGCUACAGCUAUGUGUUUACUUCCACCAGCUUUGUCAAACUAAAAAGGCUUUGUGAGAGCAAAGUUAAUUAAGAAAGUGCAUAGGGUGCCUCCUAUCAAGAAUUGAAGAUAGAAGAUUAUUAUAAAACCCUAGCAAACUCUGGAUAGAGUGACCUAUAAGAAGAAACAUACCAUCUCUGAAGUCUUUUGCCAUAUCAGUGUAUGUUCACCCUGGCCUUAAAAUGAGAUUAUGGUUGGUCUAGCUAAGUCAUCAAGGCAAUAGCCACCUGGUUAUUAUGGUGGCCAUGAAAUCUGGAGCUGAUUCUAAGGAUUCACCAUCUACUCAGAUGUUGGAGUCACCAAGCACUAUCAGCCUUGUUCUUUCCAAUGCCACUGCAGUGUGGACACUUCAUCAGCUCAGGCAGGGACUUUGCAGUGCCGUGUGGGAAUCAGUAGACCAAAUCUAAUCCUGAUUUAACACCACAGAGGGACUCAAAUGCUAGAUGAACACCGUGAAUUCUGGAAGUCUUGUGGUAGAAGACUCCCUGUACUUCAGAAUGGUUGCAAAAUGCAUAGUCACCUCAUCUCUCUGGUGAUUCCUCUUUGGUUCAUACUGGACCAAAUACCCAGCUGGAAUCAAACAGGCCAAAAAUGGCUAAGCAGGUUUCUGUAACACAUACCAGAAUGGGGACUGUGACAGUGUGGAAUAUCUCUGAACAAAUUAUUACUUCCAUUUUGUACACUGUCUUCUAUUUUGUGUGUUGACUACCAUUUUGUAUUCUGUAUUGAAAAACCAGUUUGACCUUGGUAAGGUCAGUCUUAUGCUGCAUUCCAGAUAGGUGACCAGCGUAGGAAAAAGACUUGACAUCUAGUUGAAUGACUAUGAGUGAGAAGCCAUCACGGAGCAAUCUAGGGCCAUCAAUUUUGUCUCUUGACUGCUGUCCCAAUCCCAUGAAAUAAUGAAAACUCUGCACAGAAGCCUGACUGGGGAAGGCGCUGGAAUAUCUUAGCAUGGAUACAUGGCAAAAGAGAAUAGCUACUGUAUUUAAGGAGGAUGGCUUCUCAAUGGAGUGGGGUCAUCCACUGCUACAUGGAAAAGGAACUGGCUGGAGAAAGAAGGCAUGGGGCCUCUGCCUGGUCUGAAAUGCUGGCAAGACCUGAGAAGGGGUGAGAUCAGACUAAGGAAGGGGGCAUCGCUGAACUUCUGUUAUUUUAUAAAGAUCUGUAACUUUUUAAAGAGUAAAGUGACAGGUGUUAACCUCGGCUGAGCUUGUUCCUUGCCUUUUGCCAUGUUCUCAAAGUGGUUAACCUUUAACCCCAGAGUGACUAGAGACUAGGUGGAGCUCUGAGUGUGCGCAAGUGACUAUGGGGGCUCAGGAGGUCUAAGGCACUGAUUCCAGAGUGUGCAGGCAGCGGGACAGUGGAGUUGCACAUCCCAUGGAAGGAUUUUAAUCAAGUAGUCUGAGCAUGGAGUGUGUCUUACAGACCCAGAGCUAGGAACAAUGAUCAAGGUCUGCGUGGUGGACCCAGUUGGCUUAGAAGCAAGAACUGAUGUCCAUCCAGAGGGGGGACUGGGACAGUUAAUGACAUAGCCCUUGUCCUUAAUUAUACCAUGGACAAGUUAGAACUUUAUUAAGCACCUCUCCUGGAUUUAAGUGCCCAAAUCAGUAACUAAGCAUUUAAAAUGUUAGGCACCAAGCCUGAAGAUUUGACUUGCUAUUGCUUAGCUGCAAACAAUUUUCUCCAAGGUUGAGUUAACAAGGCAGCAAUGUAUUUGAUUCUGUGAGGGCUAUAUUUUGGCAGCUAAAAUAUAUAUAUAUUUUUAAAGUUCCUGAAAAAAGGUAAGGGUGUUGCAGAAUGCAGCAGUAAUUUUGAUGAAACUAAAAAAAUCUGAUAUCCACAUUCUGGCUCUGGCUGUUAAGGUGGUAGAUUUGGAGGAUUUUACAGCAUGUGAUUCAAUGAGUCAUUUAUAGGCUCACUCAUGCAAAUUAUGUCCCUAUAUCUUCCAUGCUAAGCAAAUAAAAUGUGUGUUUGUAUGUCACAAAGAGUGUGGAUGAGUUACAGUUUGCUGCUGGGUCGUGGUGGUGGGAGUAGGUAUAGAGUGAUGGAAGUGUGACAUUAAUUUUUCAGAAUAAAUGCCCCUGUCUUUUCCAGUCCACCCUAGCUGGAAAAAACGGCAUCAAUUUUCUGUUUUUAAAAGGAAAUUAUUUAGCAAGGAUUCAGCCCAAAUAGAGGGUGUUUGAAAAUCUAUAUUUUAUUUAUUUGUUUGUUUGUCUUGUAUAAGCAAAAAUAGGAGGUUAUAACUAAACCUGUUUUGACACCUAGAGUUUGGCAUUCUCUGCUAAGCAAACAUUAUAAUACCACAUAUGUAACCAUUUCACUGAAGGAUCUCAGAGUACUUUACAAACGUUAGUCAGGCAUCACAACACUCCUGUUAUUAAGGCACAGAGGGUUCAGUGACCAGUUCUGCAGGAUGCUGAGUGCCCUUGGUUGUCCUGUCUUUAAUGGGAACUGAGGGAGUCUCAGCACUUCCCAGCUGCUCAGCACAUCAUAGGAUCAGGCUAUAUGUGACUUGCCUAUGUCACACAGCAAUGCCUAGAAGUCGUGACUCUUAGCUCUUUGCUAUGCCUACUAGAUUGCACUCCCUUGGGUAACAGAGAUGCUGCUUGAAAAGAAAGGCAUUGUAUAGCCAGCUGAAGUACUACCUGCCAAAAAUAAGAUGAGAGGGAAUGAAAGUCCCAGAUCAUGGCAAUUACCACAUUUCCACCUGAGUGAGAUGGAAUUGAAUUACCUGUUAUUAGUUCCCCCCUCCGGAUCCCAGACUCCAUAUGCCUUUCAGGAAUCUGUCUAGGAAACACUGACAUUCUAUCUCGCUCUCUUAAUACCACGUGGCUUAGCUCUUUGUCAUUAUUUGUGGAACCCUUCCACAAAGUUCCCCUGGGAAAGAUAAAUUAACUAAUAGAUUUUUCUGCACUGAUUAUUCUCUCUCUUCCUUUUCCCAAAGCACAUCACACCUCUCCACUUCAUGUCAGGCACCCCUACUCUAGGCACCGACAAACCACCCACCUCAGUCCUACACCUCCAUACAGACCUCCCACCCAAACACCGAGAAACAAUCCGCUCUCGCCCGCUUUCAGCAUUGACAAACCACCCCUUCUUCGAGCCCUUACACGGGGAACCCCUUCACCUCUCUUACCCAUCUCCUCACAGUUAAGUCGACCAACACCUCCCACUCCCACCAGCACGCUCCAUACACCAUACUCCUACAGCUCCAUCGCACAGCCCUGGCCCCUACACUCUGACAACCCGCCCUCACUCAAAUCCCACUGCACCUCUCCAUUACACACCCCUAAAAGGAAACCACUCCAGCCACCGCUUGCGUCCUUCGCCCCUACCGUCCCACCGCUACGGCUACAUUACCCAGUUCCCCACCGCCAAACACCCUGUCCCUCUCUUCCAGCCCCUACACACUGCUCACCCCUCCGCCGUAACAGGCGCACCGCACACCCUGACUCCCAGCUUCAGCUGCCCUACAUGCAGCAGACUUCUCUAGCUGCCUUGCAUGCACUCCAAAAUCUCCCCCGUCUCUGUCCGUCACACGUCUCACUCCUGCUGAGAUGCACACAGACCCGCCAUGCCCACCUCCUCACACACACUCCUCCAACAGGCGCGCCCCGCCCCAAUCCCGCACCGGAUACCUAGACACCACCCCUCCGCUCGCUCCUCUCGCACCGGGGGCCCGGACAGAAGGAGAGCACGGGGCCCAGGGGCCGGCUGACGCGUGUGAACUGCCCAGGGGUCACUCCCCCGCCAGAGCGGUGUGCGGCUGACAUCCAAUCCCCUCCCGCGCCAACCCGCGGGCAGUGACAGCGGGACCUGCCCCCGCCACGCCGGCCGGCCGGCUAUAUAAAACUCGGGCUCGGAUUCCCUGAGCUGCGAAGGCGAGGGAGCGAAAACGGGGCGAGCGAGCGAGCGAGGGAGGAAGGAGUGCCGCUGCUUGAGCAGGCAGCCGCUCCAAACCCGCGGGGAAGGAGAGCGGAACAUUGAGACCUGUCCAGGGAGAAGGGGCGAGACCCGGGCAGGAGAAGGGGCAGGCGGAGAGAGGAAGGGAAGCGCGCAGCAGGCUGGCCGCGGAGCUGAGCACUCUCUGGGAGCGCUAACAGGUGCGGCGAAGUGACCCUGCCCGCUGUCCCGCUCCGCCUCCUCACUCUUACACCGCGAGUAGGGGGGUCCCUGCUGCGGGGGCUUGUCUGUCACCCCCGUUUCUCCCCCCCGCCCGAGUCCCGCUGAGGACCUCGGCCACUCCCAGCAGGUCUCAGGGCUCUCGGCGGGUGGCCGCGAUGGUGGAAGAUAACGCAGACACCACCUCCAGCUCUGGGGAGAAGAGCCGCGGGGGAUGCCCGGACCAGCGGCAGCCGGAGGAGUGGGAGAUGGAGAAGUCGGUGCAGGGCCCCCCAGGGCAGCCCGGAGGCAGCCGCUUGGUGGGAGGCAGCUACCCGCAGAAAAACGCCGAGAUCCUGAGCAGCCAGUACGGCAUCAACUUGUUCCUAGCCGGGCUGCUGCUCAUGUUCGCCUGGGCUGUGCAUGCGGUGGGCAUCAGGAAGCAGGAUCUGCUCUCCUAUCUCAUCACCAUCAUGCUCAUCCAGCUGCUCUGGAUGCUGUGGUACAUCUGCAGGAGCUACACCCAGAGGAGGCUGAUCCAAGAGAAAGACACCCACGCAGGAGCCCGCUGGUUAAAGUGUGGGAUUACAUUAUUUGCCGUGAUUACUUUAAUUCUGGACUCUUUUAAAAUUGGAUACUUUAUUGGAUUUUCAAACUGUUUAUCAGCAACUGAAGGCAUUUUUCCUGUCACACAUGCAGUGCAUACGCUUUUACAGGUGUAUUUUCUUUGGUGUCAUGCCAAGGAUAUUAUCCAGUCUUUCAAAACACUUGAAAGGUUUGGGGUGAUCCAUUCCGUGUUUACAAAUUUACUCCUGUGGACAAACGGAGUGUUAACAGAAUCAAAACACCAACUCAAUGAACACAAGGAAAGACUAAUCACACUUGGUUUUGGAAACAUAACAAUAGAUGACCAGGUACCCGAAUGUAAUUGUACAACAACUCUCUGUUCGAUAUUUUCUCAAGGAAUGUAUUACCUUUAUCCCUUCAACAUAGAGUAUCAUAUUUUAGCAUCCACAAUGCUCUAUGUCCUGUGGAAGAAUAUCGGACGCAAAGUAGAACACCACCACCAACACAAAAUACUGUUCAAGUUUCAUGGCAUAACAGUGGGCAUGAUUUUUGGACUAAUUGUGCUGAUUAGCACAAUAGCAGUCGUUGUUGUGUACUUAAUUCAGAUGGGACGUUCGAAAAUCAAGAGUGAGUUAGCACUUACUAUGUUUUACUUAUAUGGUAUCUCCGUACUGACUCUUAUGUGUGCAACUGGAAUUGUCGCCCUUCUAAUUUACAGACUAGAAGAAAGAUCAAUGGAUAAUUCAAAAAAUCCUGCCAGGAAACUUGAUGCAGACCUAUUAGUUGGCACAGCUUCAGGUUCUUGGCCUCUCUCUUGGGGUUCUAUCCUAGCGAUUAUCUGUGCCCAGUCUCAUCCGAAAUACACAUGGUACAAUCUUCCCUAUUCCAUCCUGGUUAUUAUUGAGAAAUAUAUUCAGAAUCUCUUUAUCAUUGAGUCCAUACUUCGUGAAGAGGAAAAAGUGAAUGAUAAUAUUAAAACUCUUCGAAUAGGAACUGUAUCCAGUGGGAGCACUCUGUCACUUACCCCAUCAUACAAAGAAAUUUACACUGGAGCAGCUGAUAUGGACAAUGGAAAGUUUCCAUACAUGUUUGAUGGGAAUAUCUACAUGAGAGAAAGAAGUGGCGGUGAUGGUUUUGAUGAAGUCAGGAGUCAAGCUAGCAGUCCAGUCACACACUCAACCUCCAAUUUCUCACUGUACAGUCGAAACUCAGUUAACAAUAAGAGGAGAAUCCUGAAGAACAUUGCAGCAUUUUUAUUCCUGUGUAAUCUUUCGCUUUGGAUUCCACCAGCAUUUGGUUGCCGCCCAGAGUAUGACAAUGGACUGGAAGAAAUAGUUUUUGGUUUUGAACCUUGGAUAAUUGUUGUUAACCUUGCAAUGCCUUUUUCUAUUUUCUAUCGAAUGCAUUCAGCUGCCUCACUCUUUGAGGUGAGUUGCAAAACAUAAUCUAUAAAGAGUCUCAGUGAACAAUUGGUUGAAUGCAUGACUGAAUAAAUGAAAGGGUGAAAGAAUGAAUACACCAGCAGCUGUUUGAUAUUAACAGGUUCUACAACUAUUUUAAUAAACAAAACUAUAGUUAAUAGAACUUAAUAUUCAAUAUAAUUCAUUCCCCCCCACAUUUUAUUGUACUUCUUUUUGACAGACUUUUCAAUAUCAUUGUAGAGUAAAGUUAACCAAAAUGUGUCUGAAUCUUUUGCUGUCUAAAUCAUCUGAGGCUCAACAUGUGGAAACAAGAUAUAUUUUCUGUGUUGUUUGUAUUGAUGCAGUUCUCCUCUGAAUGUUGCCUCUGGAUGGGAUUUUUCAAAAAUUAGAAGCAAAGAUCCCAUUGCCUUUCCAUCAGACCUACGCUCCUACAUUACUUAGGCACCUUUGAAAAUCUCACCUUCAAUUUUUAGCAAAAUGUUUUAUAAUAUAAACUGGAAACAUAAUCUGUUAUUUAGAUGGGAAAAUUCUGUUUAAUUUUCGGACUGAGAAAAAUAAUAUGUUAUCAUCUUCCUGAGUACUCUGUAUGAAAGUACAGACACUGUAUAGAUUUAGAUAUGGUACUGUAUAUAAUUCCUUAUGAGUUAAACAUGAUUUUAUUCAUGAACUCCCAUUGUUUUAUACUUACUAUAUGAAAUAACUAAUGAAUAAAGUUAAUUUC